AUGAUUCAAUCACUGCUACCCGAUGACGUUCCAGGAAUGAAUUUGGCCAAUCAGUGUGAAGAUCAAGAACCUUCAUGUACGAUGAAACGAUCAUUCGAGCAAAAAGAUGUUACAAUAGAGUAUGAGUUAGAAUUAGACUAUUCGAACGAACCUGUAGGAUCGCACACUACAUCUUGCAGCGGUUCCAAUCUUGUUGCUUUGAAACGCAAAACAAAAAUAGAUGCUUCUACGGCAGUACUGCUAUCCAAGUUCGAAAUCGUUUGGUCAAGUAUACCACGUGAUAUUGUGACUCAAUUAGAUCGGACUGUGGAUCAUGAUAAAGAAAGUUUUUUGAAUGAAACUGACUACAAUCGAUUGGUUGACCACAUCGUUGGUCAGUUGCGAAAUAUUACGCCGUCAAUCCCUAUUUCAACUUUUCGCCGGGUAGCUGAAACUGUUUCUUCGAUGUACUCAUUCUUCAUUGAUAUGGACGACGAUGGCAUGAUAAUUGGGAACGGAUCUAGUAGCUUAACAGAAAAACUGAAGAAUAGAAAUUCAUAUUUGAACCGAGCGCAUAAAUCUGGUCAAUAUGACAAAAAGCAGAAAUUUGGCGACGAUCCAAUGAGGCAGUGCAGAGUUGGUAUAAAAGCGGAGUAUUCCCUUUCUGGCGAACCUCUCCUACUUGAUAAUCUCUUAAUGAAGCAAUUGUAUGAAAACCAAGACUGGGAUAAAAAACUGCUCGAAACCACAAAAUGUUACCUACGAUACAAAAUUGAUCACUGCCCAUUGAGUCAAUUGAUGGAAAACUUUCCAAUUGUAAUGAAACACAGUUUUAUUGAAUAUCAUUUUUCUGAAGCUACGGGAGUGCGACCAGAUCAAUUUAUUGAAAAUUUUAUUAAAAAGCGUGAAAAAAUAAUCAAGGUAUCUCAAACAUACCGCGACAAAAACGUGCACAUUGCAGAUACAGCUGAGGAUAUGGAUGUAAUGGUGGGAAUAUCCAGGAUGUUGAAAGAAGAUAUCAGCGAAAUAGUUUGUCAGUUGGAGGAAGAAACUUCAAGCGAUCUGAUAAACAAACUUCAUCCAACGAUUGUUAUAGUAGGUUCGACGAGACAAUCAUUCUACAUUCAUGCACAGAACAGUAGAGCCAAAUUAGUCGGCAAGCAGCAACGAUUAGUACGUGCGCUGAUGCUGAAAAUAGCUAAAUUUAAAAGCACCGUAUAG
Messenger RNA from Topomyia yanbarensis, 1200 nucleotides. RefSeq lists its product as uncharacterized. NCBI's taxonomy places the organism in Eukaryota, Metazoa, Arthropoda, Insecta, Diptera, Culicidae. Bases 1 to 1200 code for a protein of 399 amino acids. The record is from RefSeq and is a predicted model, not a curated record. The transcript has 4 exons.